Aedes aegypti (yellow fever mosquito) is the source of this 1673-nucleotide messenger RNA. RefSeq lists its product as uncharacterized. NCBI's taxonomy places the organism in Eukaryota, Metazoa, Arthropoda, Insecta, Diptera, Culicidae. The coding region runs from base 738 to 1265 and encodes 175 amino acids. The transcript is spliced from 2 exons. The record is from RefSeq and is a predicted model, not a curated record.
CAGACCGAGACUGACAGCAUAAAGGGGGAGAGAGAUUAUUAUGACUGCAGCAGAAUGGGAACUCAACAGCCUCGCUCGAUGCUCGUCACCCACUUUUAGUAUGUCGUUGCGUUAACUCAGGGCGAUACGAAAUCUGCCAGCACCGAUUCAGAGGCCUGCAGUGACUGAGCGGAGUUCAGAGUCCGGUUUGCCGUGAGUGUGAGCACUGAGUAGGUCUUACUUCCAGUUUCCAGCGCGAUGCGUCAGGGUUGUUGAUAUCGCGUAGCAGUGAGGAAGCGUCCAUCCGUGAGGUCGUCGAUUUUCGGCGAAUUUCUGAUUGACAAAGUGUGAUUUCGCUUAUCUGGGAUCUGUCCGGCGUUUUGAGUGACAUUCGUAGAUUGGAAUUUGCAGUGUGGGGGUGGUUUUAAGAAGGUGGAUUCAGGCGUGAGCUUAAUACAAGGUGGUGAUCGCUUUGGUUGGACCAUAAAGGCGACCACUGCAACGAAAUCGAAGAAGAGAACGACGAAGACGGCCAAGAAGAGGACGGAUCUUGGCCGAAGGAAUACGUGCUUGCUGGUUGCCUCAUGCUGCUAACAUCUAGCAGCCCCUUCUGCAGUAAAGGAGGAACGACACUUGAGGGGUGAUUCUGGGGGAGUGUGUGCGUGUGCGUGUGCUAUAAGGCGAACCAUCUUGCUCACCCAAGUGUGUGAAGAGUGUGUAAAUAUACAAGAAUCUGGCAUACUAUAAGCUGUAGCAAUAUGCUCAACAAACAACUUCUUUCGUGGGUCUUCCUCAGCGGAUUCGUGAUCGUGUGUUGCUCAGCUGGCACUGGCAGCUCCGGGGGUCGCACCGGCGUGGGUCUCUACAACUAUGGCGGCCUGGCUGCAGCGAACAGUGGUCCUCCAGCAGCUUCCUUCUCCCGUAGUAUGUCCCCACAACGGUUCUACAUGCCAGCAGGACUGGGCAACCCCGAAGACCCGAAUCGAUACCGGUCGACGACUCCCAGCCAGCAAUCUACGGCCGCCCCCAAAACGAACCGUAUCUCCGCCUGGGGCAUUAUCUCGAUCGUGAUGUUUGUGAUCAUGAUCGGCGCCGGAGCCUACUGGGGCUUCAUCUGCUAUCCUUUGGUGUGCAAGAAGGAACGAAACUACAACAUGAUGAUGAACAUGUCCUCGGCAACGACUGCCACCCCCACUAGAUCUACCGAGUUCGAGAAGCUCGAAAACUACUGCUCCAAAUCCACAACCUCCAGUCGGAGCAACGACACCGGUAUCAGCAAUAUUUAGAGAUGAUCGUGUGAACCCAGGUCAGGGAUCGCGCCGCUACUACUAUCUGAUAAGCUCAAAACCCCUAUUGUUCCAACUACUUUUUUCAAUCCUCUCUUUUCGAGGAGCUGACUUACGGAACUAUCUAGCUUUAAGAACGCUUUACGCAAAAUCAAUCCCUUUUGGCUUGCCAUACGAGUAGAACAUUUACAAAAAAAAAUAUCACAAAUUUACACAGUGAAACAGCUUAAGUGAAGAACAAACGAUUGUGAGAAUUAGUGUUAAGAAUGCGCUCGAAUUUCGAUUUAAGAUAACUGCGAAUAGACUGAUGUUCAUGAUUUAAUUGUACGCGAUAGUAUUACAAGGUUGAUCAAACCCACCCGAAAAAAGACCAGAAUAAAUUUUUACAAUUUUCAAAGAAAAAAAAAA